AUGAUGGAUAUUGACGUACGGCUAAAGGCUUAUCGGCUCGUUGCCUUCUCUGCUGUCGCUUUUUGCGUUCUUUCCGUCGUUUCGGUAUGCAUCACCCUUCCGAUGGUCUACAACUAUGUCACCGGAAUGAGAGUUCGUCUUACCCAAGAGGUCUCCUUCUGUAAACACUCUGCCGACGAGGUCUUCUCCGAGGUCAACCAUCUUCGCGCCUCCGUCGGAUCCAACCAGAACUCUACCCGUAACGCUCGUCACGCCGGAUACGGAGGUGGUGGCUAUGCUCAACCACAACAGCCAGUGUUCCCACCACAAGGAGGAGGUGGAGGUGGAGGUGGAUGCUCCACAUGCUGCCGUCCAGGAGCUCCAGGAGCCGCUGGAACUCCAGGAAAGCCAGGACGUCCAGGAGCGCCAGGAGCAUGGGGAAUGCCAGGAAAUCCAGGAAAAGGAGGAAGCAGCGGACCAUGUCAUCCAGUCGUUCCAACUCCAUGCAAACCAUGCCCAGGAGGACGUCCAGGACCACCAGGACCACCAGGACGCCCAGGAUCCGAUGGACAACCAGGAAGACCAGCUGUCGGAGGAGGAUCCUCUCGUCCAGGACCACCAGGACCAAAGGGACCACGCGGACAACCAGGAAACGACGGACGACCAGGAGCACCAGGACAGCCAGGAGCCGAUGCUCACGGAUACGGAGGAGGUGUCGCCCCACCAGGACCACCAGGACCACGUGGAGCACCAGGACAAGCCGGACAGCCAGGAAGCUCAGGAGGUGGUCGCCCAGGACCAGCUGGACCAAAGGGAGCACCAGGACAGCCAGGACGUCCAGGACCAGACGGACAUCCAGGACAACCAGGACGUCCUGGACAAUCGGGAGGAGCUGGAAACCGUGGAGUGUGUCCAAAGUAUUGCGCCUUGGAUGGAGGAGUCUUCUUCGAAGAUGGAACUGUCCGCAGAAAAUGUCCUACUGUAUCGAAAAACGAAAAAUUUCAGAAAUUGCGAAAAAGGAUAUCUCUGGCUUGGCAGGGCGUAUCGUCGAUAUUCGGAGGAACUCCCCGAAAUGAUCCAAACGAUAUUGAUGCUAUUCUAUCCGAAAAUAUAGGAGUCAAGAACAGUUCCGGCGUGAAUCCAAUGCGAAGUGUUGCUCGUACGAUCCCCGGUCCCUCUGUUCAAAUGGAUCGUGCUCAAGCAGGUGGUGUAUCAGCUGGACAGGCGGCUGCAAUGGCUCUUCAGAAUUUGAAUGAAAGAACGGAAAAGUUGAAUGCAACAGUAGAUGCUACUGAAAAUCUGAAGAACAAUGCAAUGAGUUUGUCAUCAAGAACUGGAAAACUCGUGGAGAAAUAUGAGAAGAAGAAAUGGUACAACUUCUAA
Caenorhabditis remanei is the source of this 1362-nucleotide messenger RNA. RefSeq lists its product as uncharacterized. The record is from RefSeq and is a predicted model, not a curated record. Bases 1 to 1362 code for a protein of 453 amino acids. Lineage: Eukaryota; Metazoa; Nematoda; Chromadorea; Rhabditida; Rhabditidae. The transcript is spliced from 3 exons. Gene Ontology annotation, molecular function: structural constituent of cuticle.